This is a messenger RNA of Haliotis rufescens (red abalone), 1794 nucleotides long. RefSeq names its product D-aspartate oxidase-like. The coding region runs from base 311 to 1327 and encodes 338 amino acids. The transcript is spliced from 11 exons. The record is from RefSeq and is a predicted model, not a curated record. Lineage: Eukaryota; Metazoa; Mollusca; Gastropoda; Lepetellida; Haliotidae. Gene Ontology annotation, molecular function: FAD binding; D-amino-acid oxidase activity.
UUCAAUAUGUUAUUGUCAUGACUUUUGUGAAAGUAUAUUUUUGGGGGUGUCAUAUCUUGUAAAUUAUUACAUAAUAUGACUGAAUUCCGUGGUGUUAUUUCAAUCUGUUACGUAGUUUGUAUACCAUUAUCAAUGAUUAUGCUUUGCCAAUCAUUUAAUAAUUAAAGUGUUUACCUUUAUGUAAAUACGGCAUUGAUUUUGGGUUUUUAAUUGUUGAUUGGAAACGUAUUCUCAUUGCAAAAUAAAAAGGUAGCUGCUGAGACAGAAAUAAUUGUCUGAGGUCUGCACAACUUAUUGCUGAGGUCUGACAAUGGUUCUCAAAGUUUGUGUGAUUGGGGCUGGUAUUAUUGGACUGUCGUCGGCCAUUCAGAUACAGGAGAGACUCGGACAGCAGGACAUAACUCUCGUAGCUGACAAGUUUUCACCUGAAACUACAGGGGAUGGAUCAGGCGGAUUCUGGAAACCUCACAUGCUUGGAGAAACUCCCAUUUCUGAUAUUAGACGAUGGAGUGUGACGACAUGGCAGCAUCUGACAGACAUAGCAACAUCGCCACUGGCAGCCCAGGCUGGAGCAUCCACUGUGUCUGGCUACUCACUGUCCAGCAGGCCACAGUACCAGGAGGAAUGGUGGAAGGACCUCGUGCUGGGCUACCGCCAUCUCUCCCCCCGGGAGCUGCAGAUGUUCCCUGAUGCAAAAUCCGGUGUAUUCUUCACCACUGUUCAGAUAAAUGCUGUAGCGUAUAUGGACUACUUGUUGAGAAGAUUUCAGAAAAAUGGUGGAAAACUUCAGAUGAAAACUAUUACCAGCAUUGAUGAGGUUGCCUAUGACUACGACGUUGUUGUGAACUGCAGCGGCAUCAGAGCCAGGCAUCUACUCGGGGACCUCGAUGUCGUGCCAGUCAGAGGUCAUCUCACCAGGGUUCGGGCUCCAUGGGUGAAGCACUUUGUCUUGAGGCUGGAUCCUGGAGAAGAAGCAUUUGUGUUGCCGGGGGUGUUGACCUCAGUGUUAGGUGGUGCUGAUGAGGUCGGCAACUGGAGUACCGAGGUCAGGGAAGAAGACAAGACGGCUGUGUGGCAGCGAUGUUGUCAGCUGAUGCCGAGUCUACAGGAUGCACAGGUGGACCAUCACUGGGUGGGUUUGCGUCCCAGUCGGUCCCGGGUCCGGCUGGAGACAAGUCACAUGACGGUCCAGGGGAGAGCAGUACCAGUGAUUCACAACUACGGCCAUGGUGGUUCCGGAGUGACGCUACACUGGGGGUGUGCUGUGGAGGCUGCUGACCUCGUGCUCAGAGAGAUCCAAGCCAGGAGACCCAUGGCCAAACUCUGACCUCUACCUCCUGCAGAUCUGAGGCAGGAGACGCAUGGCCAAACUCUGACCUCUACUCCGGCAGAUCUGAGGCAGGAGAUGUGUGGCCAAACUCUGAGGAACUGUACAGCUGUCUAUAUACCUGUCUGUCAAGAUGUAUAACUGUCUAUAUAUACCUAUCAGUGCUUUAUCCACAACUCAGGUCAAAUUUGUUUACAUCUAUAUUUACCAAAGAUCUGUUUAUUUGUUCUAAACAGACAGAAUGUUUUUUCUGUGUUUUUUUGUUCUUGUCUGUGAAUGUGAAAAUAUUUUUAUUGAAUGUAUUUCAUUGGUGUGUUGUGAGAUGAGAAGGAUGCUGUAUUGCACUCUCAAGGACAAGGUUAUAUCCUGCACACCGCUGAGCAGGAUGGUGUAUUGCACUGUCAAGGACAAGGUUAUAUCCUGCACACCGCUGAGCAGGAUGGUGUAUUGCACUCUCAAGACAAGGU